This is a messenger RNA of Daphnia pulicaria, 910 nucleotides long. RefSeq names its product craniofacial development protein 1-like (gene Yeti). The record is from RefSeq and is a predicted model, not a curated record. The transcript is spliced from 4 exons. Lineage: Eukaryota; Metazoa; Arthropoda; Branchiopoda; Diplostraca; Daphniidae. The coding region runs from base 157 to 858 and encodes 233 amino acids.
CAGACGAAUUUGUAUUCAAUUUUUGAUGUACGGCGGCUAGUUUUGUUGAAGCUUCAUUGCUGUUGCUGGUUAGAGACUUGAGUCUCGAUGAGUUGGUUGAUGUUAAGCGAUUGAGUUAUAAGUGAAACCACAGGUGAAACCUAGAUAUUUCUCAAAAUGAAUGAAGAAGAUUUUUCCUCAGAUUCCAGUGAUGAUGAUUACAUUCCUACAGGUGCUGAGAGUGAUGUUGAAGAAUUAUCAGAUGAAGCUGAACAAAUUUCUAACAAUGAAAGUGAUGACGCUGGAGAACAAAGCUCUUCCAAAAAGAGAAAACGUCCCUUAAAAAAGAAUAAAUUAAAAAAAACAAAAGUUUCUGAAGAACCAGAUGAAGGAGAUAAAUUAAAAAAUACUGAUAAUGAUGAAGAUAAAAAACAAAGGAUUGACAGUAUAUGGGCAAGUUUCAAGGAGGGAACUGACACAAAAGAAUUAAAAGAGACUGUUGCACCUAUUGUAACCAAACCUACAACAUCUACAGUCUAUAAAUUUGCUGGAGAAGAAAUCGAAAUCCCAGAAGAAGUUAAGAAAACUGGACCAUUAAAUUCCCAAGAAAUAAAAGGAAAAAGACCUCCAGCUUUAAAAUCUGGGGGCCUUUCUAGCUUUACCAGUCAACUGUCAAGUAAAAAAGCAAAGCUCAGCACAUUGGAAAAAUCAAAGCUGGAUUGGGAUCGCUUUAAAACUGAUGAAGGAAUUGCGGAAGAUCUGAAAUCUUUUAAUCAAGGCAAAAAGGGAUUUUUGGAAAGGCAAGCUUUUCUAGAACGGGCUGACGUAAAACAAUUUGAGAUUGAAAAAAAUUUUCGUGCUGGGCGGAAACCUCAGUAACAUACCAUGCAAAUCGUCUCCAACACUGAAAUACAACAAAUAAAAAGAAGAA